AUGCCAAACCCCAUGGACGACCGUCUGCGCGUGGUGGCGGUGAUACACGCUUUGAAAGCAUCUGGAGUUCGCGUGAAAAACUGGAAGAACUUCUUGAAUGGGCCAUACACGAGCGAUCCUGUCAGACAGGAGAACCAAUCUAAAUUUGCUUUUGGUCGGGACCUGAUAUUGCUGCCACAGUGUGAUUUAACUGAUAUGAGUGGGACAGUGCCAAAGUUCUUGGUGGAUGCCUGUGAAUAUUUAUCCCAGCAUCUUCAUACUGAAGGGCUGUUUCGAAAGACCGGGUCGUUUAGCCGGAUGCGAGCUCUGAGGGCUGGCCUGGAGCAGGGGGAGCCAGUCUUUUCUCUGCCACAUUCAGCCACUCUGCAGCCCUGUGAUGUGGCAUCUCUUGUGAAGCAGUUCUUACGGGAGUUGCCCUCGCCCCUCAUCCCUAUGGAUCUACAGGUGCCACUGUGUCGUGCACAGGGCUUCGACGAGGAGGAGGGUCGGCAGGAGCAGGGUGAGGAUGGAGCUCUUCUUCUCACAGCCCUGUUCCCCCCGUCGCAUUCACGGGCCCUCCGAUACUUCUGCACCUUCCUGAGACAGACGGCUCAAAGAUGUAAAGAGAAUCGUAUGGAAGUGGGCAAUCUGGCUCUUGUGAUUGCACCUAAUCUGCUACAUUGUCCAGCUGGGGGCUCUAAACUGACCGCAGGUACAGAGAGACGACUGCAUAGACAAGCAGCAGUGAUCAAGAAACUCAUAAUACACGCUGAUCGCAUUGGUGUUGUCCCCCCUUCUAUUAUGGACAUGGCAACAGUAGCAGAGUCCUCCACACCCCCAGUUGAUGGGGGGAGGUUUCAGGAGAGGGCAGGACUUGGUGUGUAUAGACUUUUAGGACAUCAAAGGAGGCGCAGUGUUGGAGAGAUAUUUGUGGAUGCUCUCAGUAAAUUGAAGACAGGCCGCACUCACACUGACCUUUUACAUCCCCCAGACAGUACGUGCAUAAUGUUGUGGUAA
Molecule: messenger RNA, 996 nt
Organism: Oncorhynchus masou masou (cherry salmon)
Lineage: Eukaryota; Metazoa; Chordata; Actinopteri; Salmoniformes; Salmonidae
Product: inactive Rho GTPase-activating protein 11B-like
Exons: 7
Coding region: 1-996 (331 amino acids)
Biological process (GO): signal transduction
Source: RefSeq, a predicted model, not a curated record